Messenger RNA from Camellia sinensis, 2018 nucleotides. RefSeq names its product protein NRT1/ PTR FAMILY 3.1. Gene Ontology annotation, biological process: transmembrane transport. Gene Ontology annotation, cellular component: membrane. Lineage: Eukaryota; Viridiplantae; Streptophyta; Magnoliopsida; Ericales; Theaceae. The record is from RefSeq and is a predicted model, not a curated record. Gene Ontology annotation, molecular function: transmembrane transporter activity.
AAAAUCUUCAUGGAGCCUAUAAAUAUUGGAGUUUGAGUGACCAUUUAGAGCACCAAAAAGAGUUGCUAAGAAGAUGGAAAUGAGGGAGAGAAAAGAUUCCCAUGCCCAAAGACCAAAGGGUGGGAUGAUCACUAUGCCCUUCAUUUUUGCAAAUGAGGUAUGUGAGAAGUUAGCAGUGGUGGGAUUUAGCACCAAUAUGAUAAGUUAUUUGACACAAGAGCUUCAUAUGCCAUUAACAAAGGCAGCCAACACACUCACAAACUAUAACGGAACUUCAAGCUUGACUCCUCUCCUGGGCGCCUUCAUCUCCGACGCCUAUGUCGGCCGCUUCUGGACCAUCACUGUUGCUUCCAUUCUUUAUCAGAUAGGGCUGACUGGCUUGACAAUAUCAGCUGUACUACCACAAUUAAGACCUCCCCCAUGUAAAGGUGAUCAUCAUCAUAAUAAUCAAUCACUCUGCCAAGAAGCCAAUGGUGGACAGCUGGCAAUCCUCUAUGGAACACUCUUCCUAUGUGCUUUAGGGGCAGGUGGGUACCGACCCUGUAUUGUGGCAUUCGGGGCGGAUCAAUUCGACCAAACGGAUCCUAAACAAAAGGUCCAAACAUGGACCUUCUUCAAUUGGUACUACUUUGGUAUGGGGGCUUCAAUGCUUGUUGCUGUCACAGUGAUUGUUUAUAUUCAAGACAAUAUCGGGUGGGGUUGGGGACUUGGAAUUCCCGCCAUAGCCAUGUUUCUUUCUCUCAUCACCUUUGUUUUCGGGUACCCGAUGUAUCGGAACUUGGACCCAUCCGGUAGCCCGUUUACCCGAUUGGUACAAGUUUGUGUGGCUGCUUUUAAGAAGAGAAAUUUGGCUAGGGUUUCUGAUCCCAAAUUGCUCUAUGAGAAUGAUCAACUUGAUGCUUCUAUUUCUCUGGAAGGAAAGCUUCUACAUACUAAACAUAUGAAAUUUUUGGACAAGGCAGCCACUGUGACCGAAGAAGACGACCUAAAAUCACCCAACCUAUGGAGGUUGAACACCGUCCACCGUGUCGAAGAACUAAAAUCAGUGAUUCGAAUGGGACCUAUAUGGGCUGCCGGAAUCAUCCUCAUCACCGCCUACUCCCAACAAACCACUUUCUCCCUCCAACAAGCCAAAACCAUGGACAGGCACCUCACAUCCUCCUUCCAAAUCCCCGCCGGUUCCAUGACCGUCUUCACCUUCACCUGUAUGCUUGCCACCACCGCCUUCUACGACCGCCUUUUUGUCCCCUUCAUCCGUACUUUCACCGGCAUUGACCGUGGCAUCACCUUCCUACAAAGGAUGGGCAUUGGUUUCGUCAUUUCAAUCAUCGCCACCCUAGUCGCUGGCUUUGUCGAAGUGAAACGAAAACAUGUGGCUUCGGCCUAUGGCCUCACCGACAACCCUAAGGCCACCAUACCCAUCUCCGUCUUCUGGCUCGUGCCGCAGUAUGGCCUCCAUGGUGUGGCUGAGGCCUUCAUGUCCAUUGGACACAUGGAGUUUUUCUACGAUCAAGCGCCAGAGAGCAUGAGGAGCACCGCCAUGGCUCUUUUCUGGUCAGCGAUUUCAUUGGGGAGUUAUUUGAGUACCCUUUUGGUUACCGUGGUACAUAAGUUGAGUGCCGGUCCUGGCGGAUCAAACUGGCUUCCAGACUACAAUUUGAAUGAAGGGAAGUUGGAGUAUUUUUACUGGUUGAUCACAUUGAUGCAAAUUAUUAACCUUGUGUACUAUGCGUUUUGCGCGAAAUUUUAUACUUUCAAGCCGGUUGAGAUUCAUAGGAAGGAAGAUGGUGAAUCCACUGGAGAUGGAGUUGAGCUUGCUAGCCAUGUUUAGUUGCAUUUUAAGUUUUGGACAUGUUUAAUUUCCUUUCCUUUCACUAUAGCUUGACUUUGUUUUCUAUAGUAGACAAGCUUGUAGAGAUCAAUGGACCAGACUGUAUUUUAUAAUGAUACUGGUGGUGGGUGCACAUGUGAUGCACAUACAAAGAUCUAUAGUUAUGAAUAAAGAAUAUUAUUAGAAA